Molecule: messenger RNA, 2001 nt
Organism: Callorhinchus milii (elephant shark)
Lineage: Eukaryota; Metazoa; Chordata; Chondrichthyes; Chimaeriformes; Callorhinchidae
Gene: ppox
Product: protoporphyrinogen oxidase
Exons: 13
Coding region: 173-1594 (473 amino acids)
Biological process (GO): heme biosynthetic process
Cellular component (GO): mitochondrial inner membrane
Molecular function (GO): protoporphyrinogen oxidase activity, oxygen as acceptor
Source: RefSeq, a predicted model, not a curated record
CGAGUGUGUGUGUGUGUAGUGGGGGGGAGAGAAAGUGAGAGAAAGAGCAGUUUAAGGAGCUGAGGAGGAGGAGUCAGAGGGGCGGGUGACGUCACUGGACUGAGUGGCGCCUGCGCACUGGUGAGAAAAGCCGCCGCUCGAGCAGUGACCGUUGGCGUCACUCCCGGGUUGAAUGCCGAAAACCGUGGUAGUAAUCGGAGGGGGAAUCACUGGCCUCUCUGCCUGUUUCCACCUGACUCGAGCCACCAGCAACCCCAAGGUGAUCCUGUUGGAGGCCAGCGGACGUCUGGGAGGUUGGGUGCAAUCGACACGGACGGAGGAUGGCGCCAUCUUUGAACAUGGUCCCAGGGGAGUCCGUCCAGCUGGCACAGUGGGGAAGAACACCCUUCAGAUGGUCUCUGAGCUGGGCCUGGAGAACAAGCUGCUCCCAGUGCAGAAGGACAGCAUCGCAGCCAAGAACCGAUUUCUCUAUGUUGGCGGCAAACUGUGCCGUUUGCCCUCCAGCUUCAGUGGCAUUUGCAAAACCCAGGAGCCCUUUACGAAGCCCCUGAUAUCGCAUUUGCUUCGAGAACCACUGGUCAGCCAGAGCAAAGAGCCAGAUGAAAGUGUGUACAGUUUUGCUCUCAGACGAUUUGGAAAAGAGAUUGCGGACAACGCCAUUGACAGUCUGUGCCGCGGGAUCUUUGCUGGGGAUUGCCGGCAGCUCAGCCUUCGCUCUUGCUUCCCCAUCCUGUACACGGCCGAACGUGGGUACGGCUCUGUCCUGCUGGGAAUGCUGCUCACAGCGGAUCAGCCACAUCAGUUCAGGAGCCCGCUCAUCUCCAGAGCCCUGACAGAGGGCUGGACACAGUGGUCGCUCCAGGGAGGAAUGCAGACGCUUCCUGAAGCCUUGGAGGAUGAUCUACGGAAAAACAGCGUCGAAAUCCAUCGGGAUACAACAGUCAGCAAGAUAGAACCGCAGAGCAAUGGCAGUUGGAAGAUAAAUCUAGAAAACGGCUCCAUCAGAGCAGAUCACGUCAUCUCUGCUGUCUCUUCGCGAGCGCUGAGCUGCCUCCUCCCUCCGUCCCUCGAGGCCCUGGCAUCGGAGCUACGCCAGAUCAGCAGUGCCAGCGUGGCCGUGGUCAACCUGGAGUACCAGGGCAACGUGCUGCCCAUCACGGGGUUUGGACACCUGGUCCCGUCGAUGGAGAGCAGGGGUGUCCUGGGCGUAGUUUAUGACUCGUGUUUAUUUCCGGAGCAGGACCGAGCUGGAGCUCCCAGCACCCGGGUCACGGUGAUGCUGGGCGGGGCGUGGUUCCAUGAGGCUUUCGGCAGCCCUGAGCAAGCCAACCACAAGGAGCUGCUGGCGGUCGCCAAGGAAACCAUCCGUACACACCUGGGGGUGAGCGCUGAGCCUCUCCGCUCAAUCCUCAACAUCCAACAGGACUCAAUCGCCCAGUACGCAGUGGGGCACUGGAAACGUCUAGAUACCAUCUACAACAUCAUCUCUGAUCACGCGUUGGGUCUGAGUCUGACGGGAGCUUCCUAUGAGGGUGUCUCAGUGAACGACUGCAUUUUUAAUGCCCGAAAUAUUGUGGAAAAGCUAUUUAGCUAACGCUCACGCCUGAACAGCUUUCUCUGUCUCCUUCGCCUAGUUUUACAGAUAGAUUUAGCUAGAGAUGAUUGAUCGUGAGCUGCUCUUACACACCAGAGGUUACUGCUAUGAAAUGGGAACUCUUUAAGCUGUGAGGUUACUGACCUGCGAUCUCUAUACGGACAGUGUAGAGAGAGCUCUACGCUGUAUCUAAGCUGUGCUGUGGCUGAUCUGUGGUAUCAGGUUACUGUUAGGCAAUUGUUUUAGAUUUUAUCGAUAAUAUUCAAUCAUUGACAUGAUUCCUGGUGACAAAUAUUGGAAUAAACCUUUUUAUAAAAUUUAACAAUAAUUCAAUAAAGGCUGGAAAUUCUUGGCAAUUAUCUUACAACGAUGCUGUGAAUAAAUUGUCGUUACCAUAUUUUAAUCUA